AUGGAAUGGUGGAAGCUUGGCUUAGCACCACCAACAUUUGAGUCAGUUGAGAUGCUCAUCAAAGAAGGAAAGGUUCUUCAACACACUGUGGACUUGGAGUGUUUGGGACUGGAGAUAUUUUUUUGUCUAACACAUUUAAAAUUUUUACUUUUAACAGAAAUUAGCAGAGUACGGAAAGACAUGUACAAUGACACAUUAAAUGGCAGUACAGAGAAAAGGAGUGCAGAAUUGCCUGAUGCUGUGGGACCUAUUGUUCAGUUACAAGAGAAACUUUAUGUGCCUGUAAAAGAAUAUCCAGAUUUUAAUUUUGUUGGGAGAAUCCUUGGACCUAGAGGACUUACUGCUAAACAGCUUGAAGCAGAAACAGGAUGUAAAAUAAUGGUCCGAGGCAAAGGCUCGAUGAGGGAUAAAAAGAAGGAGGAGCAGAACAGAGGCAAGCCUAACUGGGAGCAUCUCAAUGAAGAUUUACAUGUACUGAUCACUGUGGAAGAUGCUCAAAACAGAGCAGAGAUCAAACUGAAGAGAGCCGUUGAGGAAGUGAAGAAAUUACUGGUACCUGCAGCAGAGGGAGAAGACAGCCUGAAGAAGAUGCAGCUGAUGGAGCUUGCAAUUCUGAAUGGCACCUACAGAGAUGCCAACAUUAAAUCACCAACAGCCCAGGCUGCUCCAAGGAUUAUCACUGGGCCUGCGCCUGUUCUCCCACCAGCUGCCCUGCGUACUCCUACGCCAGCUGGCCCUACCAUAAUGCCUUUGAUCAGACAAAUACAGACCGCUGUCAUGCCAAACGGAACUCCUCACCCGACUGCUGCAAUAGUUCCUCCGGGGCCCGAAGCUGGUUUGAUCUACACACCUUAUGAGUACCCCUACACGUUGGCACCAGCUACAUCAAUCCUUGAGUAUCCUAUUGAACCUAGUGGUGUAUUAGAGUGGAUUGAAAUGCCAGUCAUGCCUGAUAUUUCAGCCCAUUGACUUGCUGGAUGAAGGACUAGAAUACAGCAGCUGUUAUAACACGACCAGUCAAUGUGGGACAAACUGUUUCCGUGCUGCCCCUUUGUUUUACCAGACAGAAUUUGAAUACUUUUUUUUCCUUGAAUUGUAUAUGACCUUGGUGCUGCAUGCAUGCUGUUGACUCUUAGAACUUUGAUCUUUUAAGGUUUUUUUUUUUUCCAGCAUUAAUACUGAUUUAUAAAAAUUUGAAAGUCUUUAAUGAACCCGGACACUAAGAUUUAAACUUGAAAAUUAUUUGUUCAAUUAAAGAAAGCUGCAGUGCUCUGUAUGUUAUCUGUGUGUGUGCACGCACUCAGGUGCCUUUUGUUUCAUGAGCAAAUAUAGUUUAUUGUACAUGGUUUCCGUUUAUCUCUAAAUCAUUGUAUAAAGUGUCACAGGUUAGAAUUAUACUAUAGAAUUGUUUAUGAGAGGCUUGUUUCUGUUGCACACUUCUUGAAGCAUUUUUAAAAUAACAUGUAACAUGUAACCUGUUUACGUUUCCUUUCUGUUAACGCUCUGUCCUGUGGCCCCAUGCCUGCUCCUUUCCCCAGAGCUCCUCUCUGCUGCACGCACAGCGUCUGUUCGAGGAGUUUGUUGCUUCCUGCAGGGCUGGCACUCUUAGCCACCAGCUGCUGUUCCAGCACUCUCAAUGCAAGAUCUCGCUGAUUUUGCCUCGUGGAAUUAUACUUGUCUAAGAUUAGUUUAUCUAAAAUGAAAAAGGGGUGAUGGACCAGUUUACUGCUUAGAAACAGCAAGAGGCACUGCAGUUUCUCAUUUUAAGCAAUGUGUUUUUUGUUGUGUUGGGAAAUUUUUAUUUAUAAUAAUAGACUGACAAAAGCAAAAUGUACAGAUACCUAAUUGGCAUUCAUAAAAUGAAUAAUAAUGAGUACUAAAUGACCAAAAUCCAUUAUCAAUCUUAUUUCUCGCUUUGCCACCUAAGCAGUAAAACAUGACAUUGAGCACUUGGAGAACUGAGAAAAUUAUCUCAAAUUGCUAAGUUAUAAUAAAUUUGCACACAGAUAACAUGCAUGAUAUAUAUCAAGUCUCCCAUCAUAUUAUUUUAAAAUAAGCAGUGCCCUUCAAAACAGAUGCAGACAUGUGUGUUGGUGGUAGUGAGGAGAUUGGUAUUAGCAUCAAAUCUUCAUUGAUGACUAAUUUUUAAUUCCCUUCCUUUUAU
This is a messenger RNA of Ailuropoda melanoleuca (giant panda), 2164 nucleotides long. Its product is annotated as protein quaking. The record is from RefSeq and is a predicted model, not a curated record. Bases 1 to 969 code for a protein of 322 amino acids. Lineage: Eukaryota; Metazoa; Chordata; Mammalia; Carnivora; Ursidae. Gene Ontology annotation, cellular component: nucleus. The transcript has 7 exons. Gene Ontology annotation, biological process: regulation of mRNA splicing, via spliceosome. Gene Ontology annotation, molecular function: mRNA binding.